Messenger RNA from Salmo salar (Atlantic salmon), 1065 nucleotides. Lineage: Eukaryota; Metazoa; Chordata; Actinopteri; Salmoniformes; Salmonidae. The record is from RefSeq and is a predicted model, not a curated record.
GAGAGAGAGAGAGAGAGAGAGAGAGAGAGAGAGAGAGAGACAGAGGGUAUAUUUAUAGCUCAGAGCGAGGCUGCACUAGAGAGAUAAGGCUCGAACUGACUGCAGGAUAGAACAACAGACAGAGCGAGCGAGCGAAACGGAGAGAAACAAUGAACCGAUUCGUGUCGUUGGUGUUGCUGUGGACCCUGGCGGUCCUAUCCGCUACCGGACCCGUUAGCGGGGCUGAGGAAGGCGAGAUCUCGUUCGAGUAUCACCGGUACGAAGAACUACGGAAGGCUCUGGUGUCCGUAUGGCUGCAGUGUCCAUCAAUCACGCGCAUUUACACGGUGGGGGAGAGCUUCGAGGGCCGCGAGCUGCUGGUCCUGGAGAUGUCAGACAACCCCGGGACGCACGAAGCUGGUGAGCCAGAGUUUAAGUACAUCGGAAAUAUGCACGGCAACGAGGCCGUAGGACGGGAACUCAUCGUCUACCUGGCCCAGUACCUCUGUAACCAGUACCAGCAGGGCAACGAGUCGAUCAUCGAUCUGAUCCACACCACACGUAUCCACCUGAUGCCCUCCAUGAACCCUGAUGGCUUUGAGAAGGCUGCCUCCCAGUCGGGGGAGAUGAAGGAUUGGUUCGUUGGCCGUAGCAACGCCCAGGGAGUCGACCUGAACAGGAACUUCCCUGAUCUGGAUCGCAUCGUCUACGGCAACGAGAAGGAGGGCGGAGCCAACAACCACCUGCUCAACAACAUGAAGAAGGCCGUCGACGAAAAUACCAAGCUGGCUCCAGAGACCAAGGCAGUGAUUCGGUGGAUAAUGGAGAUCCCCUUCGUCCUCUCAGCUAAUCUACACGGAGGAGACGUGGUGGCUAACUACCCCUACGAUGAGACGCGCAGCGGUUCGACCCAUGAGUACAGCGCCAGUCCUGAUGAUGUCACCUUUAAGUCUCUGGCGAAGUCCUACUCCCAGUUUAAUCCUGUGAUGUCAGACCCCCAGAGGGCUCCGUGCAGGAAGAACGAUGAUGACACCAGCUUCACCGAGGGCAUCACCAAUGGAGGGGCCUGGUACAGCGUGCCCGGAG